This is a messenger RNA of Hevea brasiliensis (rubber tree), 1664 nucleotides long. RefSeq names its product UDP-glycosyltransferase 90A1-like. Gene Ontology annotation, molecular function: UDP-glycosyltransferase activity. The record is from RefSeq and is a predicted model, not a curated record. NCBI's taxonomy places the organism in Eukaryota, Viridiplantae, Streptophyta, Magnoliopsida, Malpighiales, Euphorbiaceae. The transcript has a single exon. Bases 73 to 1479 code for a protein of 468 amino acids.
CUGCUUUCAAUUCUAACUCUAGGCAACACACAGAAAGCUAAAGCUAGGCCAAGAGAAGAUAACAGAAACAAGAUGGGUUCUCUAUCUGGUGAAUCAAAGUAUCAUGUAGUUCUGUUCCCUUUCAUGUCAAAAGGCCACACUAUCCCUAUUCUCCAGCUAGCCCGUCUCCUUCUUCGUCGCCAGAUCUCUGUUACCAUCUUUACUACUCCAGCCAAUCGUCCCUUCAUAGCUAAAUAUCUGUCCAACACAGCUGCCUCAAUCAUUGAGCUGUCCUUCCCUGAAAACAUCCCUGAAAUAAGUUCUGGCAUUGAAAACACCGAUAAGCUCCCUUCCAUUUCUCUGUUUCCUUAUUUUGCCUUCUCCACAAAGCUCAUGCAACCUGAGUUUGAACGUGCACUUGCGUAUCUUCCAUCUGUAAAUUUCAUGGUUUCUGAUGGAUUCCUGUGGUGGACUCUGGAGUCUGCAAUCAAAUUCGGUUUUCCAAGAUUGGUUUUCUUUGGCAUGUCCAAUCAUGCUAUGUGUAUGGGCAAAGCUAUUAAUGACAACAGGCUUUUUUUUGGGCCUGAGUCGGAUGAAGAGUUAAUUACAGUGACUCCAUUUCCAUGGAUAAAGGUCACUAAAUCUGACUUUGAACCAUUCUUCUCCGAUCCUCAACCCAAGGGCCUUUACUUUGAAUUCGUAGUAUUGGCAUUUGAAGCAGCAGCAAAUAGUCAUGGUUAUAUCAUGAAUAGCUUCUAUGAGCUGGAACAAGUUUUUGUUGAUUACUGGGAUAAUACUGGUGCACCCACCGCUUGGUGCGUUGGACCCUUGUGCCUUGCUGAGCCACCAAGUGUUGAACGUGAACCAGACAAGAAAUCCGCUUGGAUUCAGUGGCUAGAUCAAAAUUUGGAGCAAGGGCACUCAAUUUUAUACGUAGCCUUUGGGACUCAAGCAGAGAUUUCAUCAGAGCAACUGAAGGAAAUAGCAACAGGAUUGGAGGAGUCCAAGGUAAAUUUCUUGUGGGUGUUGAGACACAAGGAAAGUCAAUUAGAAGAUGAUUUUGAAGAAAGGAUUAAAGGGAGGGGAAUCAUAGCGAGAGAAUGGGUUGAUCAAAGGGAGAUAUUGGAGCACCAGAGUGUGCAAGGGUUUUUAAGCCACUGUGGAUGGAAUUCAGUAUUGGAGAGCAUAUGUUCAGGAGUGCCAAUUCUUGCAUGGCCAAUGAUGGCUGAACAACCUCUGAAUGCAAGAAUGGUGGUGGAGGAGAUAAAGGUGGGGCUGAGAGUAAAGACAUAUGAUGGAUCAGUUAGAGGGUUUGUGAAACGUGAAGGGUUGAUGAAAUCGGUGAGGGAGUUGAUGGAGGGAGAGAUGGGAAAGAAAGUGAGGAAGAAGGCGAAAGAAGUUGCAGAGAUGGCAAAGAAUACGAUGGAGGAUGAGACAGGAUCCUCAUGGCGCAACUUGGAUUUGAUCAUUCAUAAGACGUGCAAUGCAGAGAGGAAGUAAAGGGGAAAAAUUAGAGAAUACUCGUUGGCAAUUAGAAACACUCACAAAAAAUUAAUUAUCUUUCAAAUAUAGAAGGUUAAUUAUCGUUGAAAUAUAGAAGGUGUACUCGUACAAUUGUGAGUGAAUGUGAUAAAUGUCCAAAAAGCUGUAUAAUUUCUCUAAAAUAAGAAAUUAUAUUGAGUACA